Messenger RNA from Penicillium coprophilum, 1350 nucleotides. Its product is annotated as DASH complex subunit ASK1. Gene Ontology annotation, biological process: attachment of spindle microtubules to kinetochore. Bases 1 to 1350 code for a protein of 449 amino acids. NCBI's taxonomy places the organism in Eukaryota, Fungi, Ascomycota, Eurotiomycetes, Eurotiales, Aspergillaceae. The transcript has 4 exons. Gene Ontology annotation, cellular component: DASH complex; mitotic spindle pole body; mitotic spindle. The record is from RefSeq and is a predicted model, not a curated record.
AUGUCUCGCCAACCUUCACAGGCCCAGCGGCCAUUGUCCCUCACCGAGGAGCUUGAGAAAUUGGAACAGUCCAUCACGCUUACACUCCAAGACUGCUCAUCGUCAUAUGUCCUCACAGAGAUCGAUCACAACUUCAGUCAAGCUCAUCGAAUAGUCACUACGAGUAUAUUACCUCUAGUGGAGCAAUAUACGGAGCACUCUCGAGAUGUCUGGGAAGGUUCCAAGUUCUGGAAGCAAUUCUUCGAAGCGAGUGCCAACGUGUCUCUAUCCGGCUAUGAAGAAAGAAAUACCGAUGAAGAAACGAUGCAGGACCCCACCGCUACGGAGGAAGAGUUGUCCACCGACAUAACCCAAAGCACGAGCCUCGACGAGACCAUGUCCCACGAAACACCCUCUUAUCAGCGCCAUGAAACACCUCGCCGCGACCAGGCAGACGACCUUGACCUGACAGAUCUUGCCAUCUCUUCUCACAGCACUCCACGUGCUCCCGGCCACCAGCAGCAGCAGGCCGACGACGACAUGACAACCUCCUCGAUGGAGUACUCGUCGUCUUACGAAAACCUAAGGAGACAAGUCAACGAAUCCGAACCCCCAUUCGACCUCCCAGACUCCUCGAACCUCCCAUCCACUCCAGGCCGCCAACCGUUCUUCCCACGGGGCGUUUCCGCCACAACCCCGAUGUCAUCACCAUUCCUCCCGCCCGCGUCGCAGUCACAGACUCAAGACCGUCGAUACCAAAAGACCUCGGACCCAGUACUACACCAAAUGCUAGAUAAAACGUACCGGGUGCAAGCCACGCCGCUCGGAAAGGGAUUCCGCAAUGUGGGCGGCGGCACGAACACUCGAUCCAAAUUUAACAUCACCACCCCAAACCCGACCGAGACUACAUCCAAAUAUGCAUAUGAUGACUCGCCUAUCUCUAGUCCGGAGCCAGAGGUACCACAACUCCAUUCGGAGGUUUUCUCUUCGCCCAUCAAAGGCAUCAACGAUACUCCAGGCACGAACCGCAAGCGACGGACUAGCAGCAAUCGUAUGCGCGAUAUUCCCAAGCCUGGCAUGAGCGUUUUGACACCUGCAAAGAAGUCUGCGGGUAAGUCGGCUAUGUGGGACAGCGACGAUGAUUUCGAUUACGACGAUGAUGAGGACCUUGGGCCGAGCCCUCCUAAGACAAUGCAGUUCCACAUCCCGCAGAGCCGGCUAAUGAGGACGCCUGCAAGAGAAGCUUCUAAACGAAUUGUGACCGAUUUACUAGCUACAGCUGGAGCUGGGGAUAUUACAGAUGACUUUGGCGACGAUCAAAGUCCAAGUGUGAUCCGCCGCAUGGAGCGCCUGGAAGAUGAAACAUUUUGA